AUGGCUAAGCGGUUAGAAGAACGAGAUAUUGAGAAUAUUUUAUCAGCUCUCGAAAGUGGAGAUAUUUCUGAAGAUGAGGAGUGUAUAGGCGACGAAAAUGAACUAGAUUACUACCCUAAUGUACAAGAUCUGAUACAGGACUUAGAAGAUGCAGAGGAAUUAGAUCAAAACGAUGUAGAUCCUGAUUUAGCAAUUGAAGAAGACCAUCCAUCAGAUGAGUUUGUAGUUCCAGGACCAUCAUCUAGUCGGGCACUAUCAGAUCGGAUCUUGCGGAGACCUUAUGCAAUUAUAAAAAAUAUACUGAACCCAAAAGAGGAAGGCCUUCAAGCAGUAAUAUAG
Molecule: messenger RNA, 339 nt
Organism: Arctia plantaginis
Lineage: Eukaryota; Metazoa; Arthropoda; Insecta; Lepidoptera; Erebidae
Source: the annotation of a GenBank genome assembly